Austrofundulus limnaeus is the source of this 4829-nucleotide messenger RNA. RefSeq names its product transferrin receptor 1a (gene tfr1a). Gene Ontology annotation, biological process: intracellular iron ion homeostasis; iron ion transport. NCBI's taxonomy places the organism in Eukaryota, Metazoa, Chordata, Actinopteri, Cyprinodontiformes, Rivulidae. The record is from RefSeq and is a predicted model, not a curated record. Gene Ontology annotation, cellular component: external side of plasma membrane.
CCCUGUGUUUACUAAACGUGGUAUUAAAUAGUUAUAAAGACAUUUCUAUAACUUACACGGUUUGUGUGAACUCAUGCUGACCUUGUUUGACGGAUAAGGCGCAGGUGAACGCUGCUACACCUGUCACUUCUGUUUCAUCUUUAAUAUCGCAGCUAACGUGAUCUGAUGCAGGGACGCCAUGAGCAGGGCAGCGUGUUGUCACGUUCCUGCAGCCAGGUUACAUUUAUGGGUCCUCUCAGGUGUGCAUUUAAUUCUGCUUUUACUCAGAAGUAACCUGAGUCAGCCUGAAACUACCUCUAACAGACAACAGUUUAACAAACUAUAAUAUCCACACCUGAAACCAAACUUACAUAAAUUAACUAACUUGAUUUAUUAUAUUAUAUUUAUUAUAUUUUUUAUACUGGAAGUUAAACUGCAUGUGAUGAUGAUAAGGUUAAUGAAGUAGUUAUUACUAAGGCUGUCAAGGUGAUGGUGUCAAGGACUUGUUUUUACUUCCUGUUGCAAAUCAUUAACUUUUAGUGGAAAUUUUAGUGUGAAGGAGAUUUUUCUUCAAAAAUGCCCAUAAAUGCAUCAAUUAUUUCUAAUUGACAGGACAGACAAAACAAUGUGCAGGUUUCUUUUUUUAAUUAUUAACUUAUUUCUGUUUUGUUAUUACAUUUUUAAGCCAAAGGAGAAGGAUUUUCCUGCUUCGUUGUACUAAUUCUGCCACAUUUUCUGACGGUUUAAUCUUUUCCCUGUGUGACUCUCACAUGAUCCAUCACUGAGUCCUGCUCAGCCCUGAGCUCUUUCUGACCCGACCUCCUCCUCCUCUGUUCCUGUCGUCUUCUUCAUCCGUGUCUGUCUCACUUCACCUUUUCUCUCCAUCAAACGCAGAGCGUCUCGACAGUUACAGAAGCUGCGCUGCAAGACAAAUAGUCCUGAGAAGAAGCCAUGGACCAAGCAAGGUCAACCAUUUCCAAAAUUUUUAACGGGGAGCCUCACUCCUACACACGAUUUAAUUUGACCCAAAACAUGGAAGGAGACAACAGCCAGGUGGAGAUGAAGCUGUCGUCGGACGUGGACGAGGAGGUCGGAGGAAACGGCGUGGGAGACCACCUCAACCACAACGCCAACGGCAGACCCUACAUUGCUCAAAACUUUAAACACACCCCGAAGAACCUCUGCGUCAUGGCGGGCGCCGCUCUCCUCGUCUUCAUCAUCGGGUGUCUGAUUGGCUACGCAGCGUAUCCAAAAAGAGCCGUGGCUCCUGUCUGCUCGCCCACCGUUCGUACGUUUGAAGACGCCGCUUUCCGUGAGACGGGCGCUGCUCCUCUGAUGGACUGGGACGACGUCAAAAAGCUCCUCUCCCAAAAACUAACAGCCUCUAAAUUAGACAGUGCCUUCAGAGAGUUUUCCAAAAGCAGCCACCAGGCCGGUUCUCCUCAAGAUGAGCAACUCGGGGACAAAGUGUUCCAGAGGUUUAAGGAAUACGGCAUGAAAAGCUGGACUGAUGAGCACUUUAUUAGGGUUCAGGACCCCCCGUCUUCCGGAUUUAACAAGAUUGUUUACAAGGAUGAGACAGAGGAACGUCUCAGGGGAUUCCUGUCCUACAGCGGCAUCGGAUCAGUGAAGGGUGCAGUGCUGUACGCUUCUUACGGGCAGGAGGGGGAUUUCAGGCUGCUGCGGGACAAGAACAUUAACAUGAACGGCCGAGUCAUGCUGGUCAGAGCCGGAAAGAUCAGCUUUGCUGAGAAGGUCGCCAAUGCUGCCAAAAUGAACGCCUCUGCUGUGCUAAUUUACCCUGACGCCUCGGAUUACUCUUUGGGAGAAGACAUUGAGCUUUAUGGACACGUCCAUUUGGGCUCAGGGGAUCCCUACACCCCAGGCUUCCCUUCCUUCAACCACACCCAGUUUCCUCCAAUGGAAUCUUCAGGCCUGCCAAAGAUCCUGGCUCAGACCAUCACUCGAGGCAUGGCCGAGAGAAUCCUGAGUAAGCUGGGAGGUCAGAAUCUGCCAGAAGGAUGGGGAGCCUACAACAAACUGGGCAACGAGAACGACACGAUGACCGUGGAGGUCAACAACAUUCUGACCGAGAAGAAGAUCAAUAAUGUGUUCGGGGUCAUCAAAGGCUUUGUGGAUGCAGACCGGUACGUGGUUCUUGGUGCCCAGAGGGACUCGUGGGGUCCGGGCUUUGCUUCGUCAACUGUCGGCACCAGUGUCCUGGUUGAGCUGGCCCGCUCCAUCUCAGACAUGGUGAAGAACGAUGGGUUCAAACCACGGAGGAGCAUUGUGUUUGCUAGCUGGAGUGCUGGAGCGUACGGGAGUGUUGGCGCCACCGAGUGGCUGGAGGGAUAUUUCUCUUCCCUGAGCAUGAAAGCCUUCACUUACAUUAACCUGGACGGCAUCGUAACAGGUCGUAAUGGAUUUAAAGUAGCAGCCAGCCCCUUGUUGUACACCCUGAUUAAAAACACACUCAGUGAGGUGACAAACAUGGGCAUAUCGCUCUCUAAUCAGUUUGCAAAAAGUGACUGGGAGACAAAUAUUCUGGAGUCGAUGCAGCUGGAUAAUGCUGCGUAUCCUUUCCUGGCCUUUUCUGGCAUUCCUUCACUUUCAUUCAGGUUCACACCUGGCAACUCAGCUCAAGACUACCAGUACCUCGGCACGAUGCUGGACACCCAGGAGAAACUGAACGCUGCCACAUCCACCCAGGUUCCUCAGCUGGCUGAGACGGCGGGCCGCUUUGCAGGUCACAUAGCUCUGAGGCUGGUCCACGAUCACCUGCUGCAGAUGGACCUGAUGAAAUACAACGACAUCAUACGUUCCAAUGUGGUGAAGAUCAAUGCCAAAGUGAAGCAGGUUCAAAGGAUGCAGCCCAAGCUGUUGCCCAAGGCGCUGACAGUUCAGUGGCUGAUCCAGGCCUCAGGUUCCUACAGCCGCGCCUCCCGCAACCUGGCCAAGGACAUCCAGAACAGCGACCUGGAGGACGUGGAGAUGUGUCGCAUCAUCAACGACCGCAUCAUGACGGUGGAGAAGAACUUCCUGUCGCCCUACAUCUCUCCCAGAGAGACGCCUUUCCGCCACAUCCUGCUGGGCACAGGCUCCCACACCCUCAGAGCUCUCACCAGCCACCUGGACGCUCUGAAGACCGACAACCCCGACGCCAACGGCAGCCUGUUCCUCAACCAGUUUGCCCUGGCAACGUGGACCAUUCAGGGCUGCGCCAACUCGUUAGCAGGGGACAUCUGGGCUCUGGAUAACGAAAUUUAAAAAAAAGCUCCCUCCUCUCCUCGUUCACGGGUCGACCGUCCUCAAAACCAACAAAUUAAACCCAGUUUUCCCACAUUAAUACGUCCAUCCCACACCUGUGUUCAGUUCUCACUGAGAUUCUCUCAGGUCUAAAAUGAUCUCACCAAAGGACUAAAACCUGAAACAUGAGACACUUGAUUGUAUCAGUCUUUGGUGCUACCUUUGAAUAUGCAUAUUAUGUGACAGUACUACUUAAACUAGUGUUAAUUUAAACAUUUCCUCAUGACAUUAGUGAAGCUGUGUGCCGGCUCAGAUAACCAAAACACAAAAAGGCAAUAAAUCAGCUCUGCACGGCGGCUGUGUCUCCUCUGCUGAACCCUAAUAAUAAAGUCUGAGCAGCUUCAUGUUGGUAACUAUUAACCCUUACAGUGCUGGAUUUAUUUUGGGCAUGUCUUAUGUUCAGAAGGUGCUGAAUUGGCCAAAUACUUGAGAGCGACGUCGCUGCCGCGGCAGCAGCAGACUUCAAAGAGAACGUCCUGUUUUUUUAUAUGCAAUCAGAAUCAUUCACCUCAAAGGGUUUGGAGCUAAUCCGAGGGUUAGGUCUCAAACGUGUGGCACUGAAACAAAAAUCCUGUUUUUAUUUAUUGUUUUUAAUUUAUCAGUGGCAGGGUUCACUAUAAAUAGAUUUUUUUAAUGUUGUAUAAUUAUCGGGAGCAGUGCCUUCCAUAAUUAUGACAGUUAUACUGUCGAAGUGACAAAAGCAGCAUCUGCUUGAAGAGGUGUACAUGUGGACGACGGCCUGCGCUGACGCCGGGGGUCCUCGGGGGGGGGGUGUUAGGACCGGCCCUCAGACACAUGUACACUUCUCAUUGUGACGGCAUUAUCGGGAGCAGUGUUUUCCAUAAUGCAGAAGAAAAGAAGGUAGUUUUUGCCUACCAGUGUGUGUCCGUAUCGGAGGCAGUGCCCUCCAUAUUUCACUGUAGGAGUGGAUGGGUUAUUUUCUUAUCGGGGACAGUGUUUCCCAUAAUGUGUACAUACAGUCCAUCAAACACACAAUCCUCUCUCUUCUCCUGUCUCUCUUUGUCUGAAAGAAAAGAAUGAAAACGUGGGACCAGUGUGAGAACAGCUGUGGUCCAGCAUCAGAAACCAUCUCGUCUGGUUUAUUGUAGUUUAUCAUUUCUGAUUCAGGCUUCUGCUUCUUUAUCUUUUUUUUUUUUUUUUUUCUCAGAUUUCCUGGUGCCUUUUUGCUUUGACUUUAUUUUAAAGCUGAGAUUCUUAAGUUUAACUCUUAACGAGGUUUGGGAAGUUGAAAAAUUGACUGGUUUUUAUGUUUGGGGUUUCUUUUUACUGUUACUGUUGUAAAACUUCUGUUACAACUUUUGAGAUGAGAUUAUUAAAGAAAUUAAACUAAUUGGUUUAAUUUUAAAACAUGUCAGUUCACAUUUUUAGUUUAUAAAAGUGAUGUAAUUAUUCUGAAAGAAAUGAAAUUAACUCAAGUUUAUUGAAUUGACAAAGGUUUAAAAAUUGUGAAAAUGCUUUUUUUUUCUUUUACUCUUUUGUUGUUUUAAUCUGAACUUUUUGUUAGAAUAAAAGUUACAUCUUAA